Oppiella nova is the source of this 504-nucleotide messenger RNA. Lineage: Eukaryota; Metazoa; Arthropoda; Arachnida; Sarcoptiformes; Oppiidae. The record is from the annotation of a GenBank genome assembly.
AUGAAAAACUUUCUUAUGGUGUCUAUCCUUACGUUUUACGCGACUGUGGAAAGCACGGGCGGCACGUGGAGUGUGUGGACACCUGUCCCAACACGUGUCAGAAUCGACAUUAUUCUGGUCCACGAAAAUGUGUGGCAAAGUGUCAGAGCGGGUGUGACUGUAAGCCGGGUUACAUCAAACUCAGCGCCAAUAGUGUUGAAUGCGUUCGACCCGCAAAUUGCCCUAGGACACCUUAUUAAACACACCCAGGCCUCGACACAAUCAACAAGAUCAAUUGAAACCCAAUCGCAUGUAAGUCCGGACGUCUGGAGAUUCUGGACGUGUAUCCACUCGGGUGUCAAGUUGUGCUCAAAUCUAACUCAUCUUAAGGUAAAAGGCCUAUCGAUGUCUGUGUUAAGCUAUAGCGAGUCAAAUGACUCGUCGUUUCCGAGACUAAACACGUUUUGGUUUAAAUACACGGCGAAGACGUCUAUAGAUUUGGAAGAUUUGUCAAAAUCUAUGUAA